AUGUCUCGCCCUCAAAUUGUUCUCUGUUUUGACGGAACAGGGAACACAUUUCGUGCCGAUGGGACAGAAACCAAUAUUCUAAAGAUUUGCCGAAUGCUCAAGCGAGGCGACGAGCAACAUGUUUACUACCAACCGGGUAUUGGCACCGAGAUCACCCCUGGCUCCCUAGCCGCCACAAAGCUCAAGAGAAAUACUUUCUCGGGCAGAAGCAAGACUCUCAGUCAAGCUCUAGGCCAAACGUUCGACCAACAUGUCUUGGGUGGCUACCGCUUCCUCAUGCGACACUACCGGGAGAGCAGCGAGAUUUUCAUCUUCGGCUUCUCCCGUGGGGCUUAUACCGCUUCUUAUCUAGCCGACAUGCUCGACUAUGUGGGACUACUUGGUCCAGAUAACGAAGAGAUGGUUCCCUUGAUUUGGAACGCGUUUUCAGAUUUCAAAAUGGCCGGAUUCAAGGAAGGCAGAGGGUCUGCUGCUUUCUCCUACAUGAAACAUUGUCGAAGGACACUUUGUCGUCCAAUAGCCCGAAUCAAGUUCUUAGGCCUGUUCGAUGCCGUCAACAGCGUGUCGGGUCUCGAGCUUCUCACCAAGGGCAGAUCGACCGCGCAGACCAUUCGACACGCGGUCAGCACUGACGAACGCCGCGUCAAAUUCCAGCCGGUGCUGCACCGAUCAUCUGCCCGUAAGAACAUUAAAAAAAGACAUGCACAUAUAAAUCAACCCGCCGCGGUACCAUCGGAGUCUGUCAAUGAAGCAGAAGACGGUAGCAAUGAGCAUGUUGGUGGUUCCCCCAAGGCUUCUGAGGAAACUCCAAGUGAGGAUGAUGAGACAGACAUCGAAGAACUAUGGUUCCCAGGCAACCACGCAGACAUCGGAGGCGGGUUCCAACGCGGAACGAACGAGGGCAAGCAACUCAGCCAUACUCCACUCGUUUGGAUGAUCAAUUGCGCUGAGCAGGCAGGCCUGCACGUGAACCACGAAGAGAUGUGCGAACUCGGAUGCAAAGACGAAGCAGGAAAUGAGCAAUCGGCCGACUCGCCCUACCAGAAAGCGUUACUUGAAUCGGCCACCACGGGACUGUUGCAUUCCUGUCUCGAUUUCAAUUCUGGCGUCCCAGCACUUACCGUUCUGGGAUGGAAGCUCAUGGAGUACUUUCCCAUCAGUCGACCAAAGAUCAUGCCCGAUGGUAGCUGUCGGAUGGCUCUUUGGCCAGUCCACCGCAGUGAGCCGCGUGACAUACCCCAUGAUGCAACAGUCCAUGGCUCUGUCAUCAAACGUAUGCAGUCGGACGACACAUAUCGCCCGGGCAAUAUCAUUGUCGGUGGUGGCGGUAGAGGUAUCAAAACAGCUCCGAUGGAAUAUGGAAUGGGCGAAUGGCAGCUGUUCAAACAUGAAGGAGACCCGCUGAAGGAGAUUUACGUGAGAAAGAGUUUACUUCCGACUUUGGCGCCCGCAGGUGAGGAGGAUAAGGGAAGCGAUGCACUUUGA
This is a messenger RNA of Penicillium brevicompactum, 1485 nucleotides long. RefSeq names its product T6SS phospholipase effector Tle1-like catalytic domain-containing protein. The transcript is spliced from 3 exons. Lineage: Eukaryota; Fungi; Ascomycota; Eurotiomycetes; Eurotiales; Aspergillaceae. The record is from RefSeq and is a predicted model, not a curated record. The coding region runs from base 1 to 1485 and encodes 494 amino acids.